This is a messenger RNA of Physella acuta, 2140 nucleotides long. RefSeq lists its product as uncharacterized. Gene Ontology annotation, molecular function: ubiquitin protein ligase activity. The record is from RefSeq and is a predicted model, not a curated record. Lineage: Eukaryota; Metazoa; Mollusca; Gastropoda; Physidae.
UGGCUAAGGUGAGUGUAAUGUGUAGCGAACAUGGCGCUACAUAGGACGUGAUCAUGGUUUACAUCUAUACAGUGCAGGAAUAAAUAAAAUGGCGGUCUCGACCGGAAUAUCCGAUGAACUCACGUGCUCCAUCUGUCUAGACACCUUCAACACGCCCAUUCUACUUCCGUGUGCGCACACGUUCUGCAAGCAAUGCCUCAUCAACGUCAACGAAAGGGGGCGUAUCCGAAGGCAGCACAGUCUACAUACCGAAAGAGACCGAAAACAAAACACAACAGAAACCAUUGCUUGUCCGCAAUGUCGAAUGGAAGUAAAACUUGGACCGGAAGGGAUAGAGGGUCUGCCGAGAAAUAUGUCGUUAGCGAACAUUAUUUUAAGCAUGGAGGAGGAAAAAAGAUCGAAAAAUAUUGUGUGUGAGGUUUGUGAUUACGACCCUCCGCGACCGGCGGCGAAAAUUUGUUCGGACUGCUCAGUGACCUACUGCGCACCGUGCUUCAGACAGCUGCACCCAAUGAGAGGGGCGUUUAAGUAUCACGUGAUCAAAGAACCAAAAGCCGCGCUGUCCAUCUCGCGGUGUUUGUCGCCUGUGUUUGACCAGAGAUCCAUGCGGCUGACCCCUGCACGGGAUGCCGUUGGCACGGACAACGAGUCGGGGGACGAGGGGGGGAUCCACGCCAGUCAGGACCAGCUGGAGAAAGUGAGGCGCAUGAUCAAGUCCAAGAGGAAAGAACUCAACAGUGUGAUGAAAGCGGUUCAAAACCUUCUCAAGACAAUCGAGGAAGAAACAGAAGAGCGCAUGCGUGAGAUACGUUCGGUGUGCAGCCAGAUCAACGAGUGUGUAGGGGAGAAGGAGGCAAAUCUUCUCACAGUUGUCAGUCAACAGCGUCACGAAGCCGUGAAACUUUGCCUUAACCUUUCUACAGAGGUCAAGGCCCAAAACUUAUCUCUCGAGCUUUUGGAGGACCAGGUCAAUGACAUCAUUUCCGUAACAGCUGUUCACACAGGAACUGACGUCAGCAAUGAUAUCACGCUGCUGCAAGAAAGAGUUUCAGCAAUACAGUCCAGAUCUUUAACCAUGAAGGCCAAGUUGAUUCCUCGCCAGCCAAAACUGGGUGAUGUUGCAGUGGUCAAAUAUGUCGCAUCAUUGGACUUUGUCAAAGACAACAAAAUGGUGACGCCAGUGUUCACAGAGAUCCUGCAUCGACCUGUGAGUUCAGGACCGUCUCUGGUGGAGGUUAAGUGGAGGACGAUUAAUGAUGCCUGCAAAAUACAAUUGACAGCUAAAAUGAAAGACAGCAGAGGCCACGAGAUUCUAACAACAGUCGAAUUGGCUGGCAGUGUGACGUUAUACCUGAUGGCUCUGCCAUGGUCAGACUCUGAGUAUCAGAUUGUGCUAGAGGCCGCAACAGACGAGGGCUGCAAGUAUCCGCAGAUUUCACGAGCCAUACGGACACUACCGUAUGUUCAUUGUUUUAAAGCAAGGUUCAACCCAGCCACAUGUCACAAGAAAAUUGCUGUAGUGGCGAGCAAGGAUGAAAUCAUGCAUAGGAAAUGCAAGCUGGCAAACUUACACAACGUGUGUCCAACUACGACCAGCUUCCAGCGCCUGGAGAAUCUAGAAGGUGCCAUGUCAGACGAGUGUCUGCCGCUUCUUCCCCACGUGUACUGGGAGUGUGUCAUCCAUUUUCAUGUCUUUGGUAAACUCGGAAACUCAAAGCUCUUGUGUGACGUCGGGAUAUGCAAGCAGGGCUCGGAGAAUGAGUCAGCACUUUUAUGUGACAACGUCAAAGCAUGCUGCGCUUACCUAGUCCGCAGAAACAACAAAAUUGCCUUGGAAUUCUGGAACGGUCAAAACCGAGAUACCCUCCCUCGGAGUAUACCAAUUCUGGACCUAGACCAAGAAACAGAGAAGACGGUCAAGCUUGGUUUCUACUUUGACGCUAUGAAGAGACAUUUUGCCAUUGUCAGUCCUGGCAACAAUGUCAUCUUGUGCCAGUUUCAUGUCAAGUUCACCACUGUCAUGCCAGUUUGUGCCUUGUACUGCUUUGAUCAGGUGUAUGGCAUCAUAAAGUUUACAGAUCCACAAAAGUUACCUAAUGUCCUGUGUAAGCUAAUUAAAGGUGCACAUGGCAAUAAUUAA